This is a messenger RNA of Cricetulus griseus (Chinese hamster), 339 nucleotides long. The record is from RefSeq and is a predicted model, not a curated record. Lineage: Eukaryota; Metazoa; Chordata; Mammalia; Rodentia; Cricetidae.
AUGGAAGAGAAGGAGGAAAAGCGAUGCUGGCAUGGGCUCCACAGGGCAACAUUCCUGACAGCUCUGCUGCUGCUGCUGCAAAUGAAGGGUGUGAAGAGUCUGAAGGGCCCCACAAGCCUGGAUGAUGGCAGGAGUCAGAAAGAGAAAGUAUUCUCUGUAGACGAGGGAAAGGAGCAGUUCGAAGAACACUUUAUGGCUUCAUCAGUGGGUGAGCUGUGGCAGGUGAUAGAUAUGGCCCAGCAAGAAGAAGACACAUUCGCCCAGGCAGCGACUUUCCGGGACCACCUCUUUGAUCUAGCCUUCUGCUUCAACCUGGCCAGCAUCAUGGUUUUUUUAUGA